Messenger RNA from Osmerus eperlanus (European smelt), 1392 nucleotides. It is a transcript of the gene onecut3a, whose product is annotated as one cut homeobox 3a. Gene Ontology annotation, biological process: regulation of transcription by RNA polymerase II. The coding region runs from base 253 to 1392 and encodes 379 amino acids. Lineage: Eukaryota; Metazoa; Chordata; Actinopteri; Osmeriformes; Osmeridae. The transcript has 3 exons. The record is from RefSeq and is a predicted model, not a curated record. Gene Ontology annotation, molecular function: RNA polymerase II cis-regulatory region sequence-specific DNA binding; DNA-binding transcription factor activity, RNA polymerase II-specific. Gene Ontology annotation, cellular component: nucleus.
GAGCAGACACAGGCACAAUAACAGGCGCGAGCAGCGGUUUCUCACACGGCUCUCCAGCAAGCAACGGAUCUCUUUAAACCAUGCUGGAUUGACCGGAGAGCAGCUACAAUCAAUGGGGCUUUGAAAUCGUUCAGAAUUUAUUGGAAAGGAGACAGAGGGAAAACGAGGGAGAGCGAGAGCGCGGGAGUGAGAGUGUGUGCGUGUGUGUGAGAGAGGGGCGACAGAUAGGUGGACAGAAAGAUUCUUUCAACGAUGGAACUUACAAUGGAAAACAUUGGAAAUCUGCACGGCGUAUCUCACUCUCAUCAGAGUGACUUGAUGAACUCUCAGCACGCGCGGCAGCCCUCGUCGCACCGUAACUUGCACGGACGGUCAGCGAUGGUGUCCAGUAUGGCCUCGAUAUUAGAAGGGGCAGGGGACUACCGCACGGACCACGCGCUGUCCGGUCCCCUGCACCCAGCCAUGACCAUGUCCUGCGACUCCGGGAUGAGCUUGAGCAGUACGUACACCACGCUCACACCGCUGCAGCACCUGCCGCCCAUAUCCACAGUCUCUGAUAAAUUUCACCACCAUCCUCAUCCUCACGCUCACCACCACCCGGCACACCAGCGGCUUGCGGCCGGUAACGUCAGCGGCAGCUUUGCUCUGAUGCGGGACGACAGGAGCCUCGCGUCCAUGGGCAACCUAUACGGCCACUAUCCCAAGGACAUGUCAGGGAUGGGUCAACCGCUGUCUCCUCUGUCCAACAGCCUAGGAUCUUUGCACAACUCCCAGCAGAGUCUUGGUGCCUACGGGCACAGCGCGCACUUGUCCAAUGACAAGAUGCUGUCCUCGGGAGGGUUCGAGUCCCACGCUGCCAUGCUGUCCCGGAGCGAGGAGCACCUGGCGCGCGGUCUCGGAGGCCACGGGGCCGGGAUUAUGUCCACUCUGAACGGCAUGCAUCACCACAGUCAUCCGCACGCUCAGGGUAACGGGUCAAUGCUCUCUGACCGGGAGCGGCAGACGGCGGGGGGCGGGCAGGGAGGUGGGUCGGGGCAGGUGGAGGAGAUCAACACCAAAGAGGUAGCACAACGGAUAACGGCCGAGCUCAAGCGCUACAGCAUCCCCCAGGCCAUCUUCGCCCAGCGAAUCCUCUGCCGGUCUCAGGGCACGCUCUCGGACCUGCUCCGGAACCCGAAACCAUGGAGUAAACUCAAGUCCGGUAGGGAGACCUUCCGGCGGAUGUGGAAGUGGCUCCAAGAGCCCGAGUUUCAGCGGAUGUCAGCGCUGAGACUAGCAGCCUGCAAGCGCAAGGAGCAGGAUCAGCACAAAGACCGCAACACGGCGCCCAAGAAGCAGCGGCUGGUCUUCACCGACCUCCAGGGACGGGGCGGUGGACACGCCUGCUGUUAG